CUUAGCUUGUUAGGUGCAUUCUCUCAAUUUCUCAUGAUUGAAUUGGAAAUUAAAUUGCCCCAAUUGGGAUUAAAUUAAGAGGCAUGAAUGAGUGUGGUCCUCCAUUUUGUAGAUUAGAACCUUUUAGGAAAAUGCUCAUUUCUUGUGCCGCAGGGGUUAUGUGUAUGUAUCGAUGGAUCGAUAUAACCUAAUAAGAAUUAGAGUUGGCAAGGUUUUUUUCUUCUUUUUCCGAAGUGUAUAGAGCAACAAAAUGAGGGGCAGAGAAGUCAUUCCAAGAGAGGACAGUACACAGUUGCUCAUUUUGCAUGAAGAAAGAAAGGGUGUCGUGGUCAAUGCCAAAACGCAAAGAAACCGUCUGCACCUCGCGUACUACUGGAAGCGCCGACAAGGACCAAGCCGAUCGGAGACCCUCUACCAUCUAGUGACCGAAAUCACGCCGUUCGGAGAUUAUAAACAUGUAUUGAUGAACAAGAAAUCUGGACGCGGACGACCAGACGGAAAGGAAGACCGGACUCCUUUGCCGCUGGACGAUCUCCGAUUGCAUAGCACCGGCGAUUUCAACGAAACCUCUGUCGACGAAGCAGCAGGGCCACAGGCGAACUCCAAAACCUCCGGCUAACCCUAGUCUCUGCCGAACAGUCGCGAUUGAGGGCUGAUUCAGGUCAUUUUUCUUCAUCCCUCUUUGUUUAAUAUACUAAUUCUAGAUUUUACUCUACCUUUGUUGUUCAUUGCUAGAUUAAUUUCUUUUAAUACAUAUAUGUGUUCUUGUGUUAUGGUUAUGUUUUGUAAAAUCAUGAGUGGCUAAAUAUUUAGGUUUGAGUGUUGGAUUGUUAAGUGUUGAUGAAUAGUAUGCUUUGAUUCUCAUUAGGGAUAAUUUGUGUUAGAAGUUAUAUGCCUACUUGUUUGUGUGCACCAAACAUUGUGUGGUCUUGGUAUUGAGUUUUGAAUCACCAAGGAAUUGGAUUUUGGAAUUCUAGUCUUGGCUCUUCACUCUCAAAUUCUUCUCAUGGAAGUGGUUAUGAAUUUGAGGAUUCUCGUUUUACUUGGUUAUUGUCGAGGUUGAACUACCAAGGAAUUGGAGAUCAACUUAGACGAUUGAAUUCUUUUACCAUGGAAAUAGAAAAGAAAUCUUUGUUAGAAUCACUACUUGGUUUGAUUCUCCAAAUAAUUCCCCUUUCUUUUUAGGCAUAUCAUUAACACUUAUCCUCCAACACCUAAAUCGUGUUCUCAAUUAUUUAUUUCCAAUCUUUAGUUAUUACUCUUGUUGUUUUGAUCUUGCCUCUUCAACCACUUUCUAGACUUAAAUUCACUAUUAUUAGUAGUUCAAUUAGUUCUUGAUUGGCUAAGUACUUGAUUUCCUUAUAGCUAUCCUCUACGGGAACAACAAAAAUACUUACCACUUUUUUCUUUGUGAUUGGUGGGCCGUUUCACAUUCGGUAAGCCUGAUCUUGCAAGAGUUCAAAUAAUGAUUGCAAGAAUAGGUUUUUAAUGUGACUUCUCUAGGAUUCUUCUUGAUGAUUUACCAACAACUCUUUACUUUUCUGAUUCUAUGGUGGCUAAUGUUAAUAUUAUUUUUACUAUUGAAUCUAAUCAAGUUGGUGCUCAUGUUUUUAAUACUAGUGUUGUAAAUGUGAAUUAUUUUACUGAUUAUAUUGUUGUACGUUGCCCCUCAUGUUAAUGAUAGUGGUCUUGCUAACACUAGUAAUUCUACAGAUACCAUCGUUACUUUUCUUGUUGAUCAUUUUCCUACCCAUCAUGUUAAUGUUAGUAUUCCUGCUAACACUGUUGUUCUUACUUAUACUAUAGUUAUAUAUUGUCCUGUUUGAUACUGAUACUGCAGCUGCUACACUUGCUAGCCCUCUUGUUAAUGCUAGUGUUUUUGUUGAAUCGGUGAAGACUAGAUCGGGAAGACACAUGAAUGGUGGUACGCAAAGGAGCCACAAGGGAUAGACUCCAUAAAAACUAGAAGUUAAUCCACAAGAAACAAUACAAUCAAUUCACUUUGGAGGCCAAAAGCGAGGAAGAUGCUAUAGUAACUUUAGAAGUAACUAAUAAUAUUGAAGGUGAAUGUUUGGCUUAUUCUAUUUCUGUAAUCUCUCCCAUUGUAAGAGUUGGCUUUUAGACUCAUUUUUUCGUUUUCUUGGUCCUCUUGUUGGGGUUUGGACCUCCCCACAAAGCCUACACUCUUUGUACUUUUGUGUUAAAUACUAAAAUUUUCUUUAAAAAAUAUGUGUUGGUUUU
Molecule: messenger RNA, 2241 nt
Organism: Cuscuta campestris
Lineage: Eukaryota; Viridiplantae; Streptophyta; Magnoliopsida; Solanales; Convolvulaceae
Source: the annotation of a GenBank genome assembly